UAUAAAAUCAAUUAAUUAUAGUUAUAACUAUAUUGCUUUAUUAUCGCAAUAUUGUAAAUUUGAUUUUUUUUUUGAAUCCACCUUAUUUAAUUUUUUUUUGAAACUUUUUCUCGGAAGUUAUCAUUGAUUUUUUGAAGAUUAACCAAGAUGCCUCCUAAAAAGAAUGCCAAAGGAAAUAAAGAUCAAAAUGCAAAAGCUAAGCAGAAACAAAAAACCAGAGAACUUUCUGAUAAAACUUUUGGAUUGAAAAAUAAAAACAAAUCUUCAAAAGUCCAGAAAUUUGUUAAACAAGUCGAGUCACAAGCAAAUGAUGGGCUAAAGAAAAGACAAGAAGCUUUAGCGCAAAGAAGAGCUGAAGAAAAAAAGGCUGCUGAACUUGCGAGAAAAGAAGCUGCUUCUUUGUUCACUCCAAUAAUUCAACAAAAGGUUCCAUUUGGAACAGAUCCAAAAUCGGUUUUAUGUGCUUUCUUCAAAGAAGGGAUGUGUAAUAAAGGAAAUAAAUGUAAAUUUUCUCACGACCUAAAUAUUGCAAGAAAAGGUGCUAAAAGAGAUAUGUAUACAGACUCAAGAGAUAAAGAGGAGGAAAAAGAAAAAGAAGUUGAAGAGAAACAAAAAGACACUAUGGAAGAUUGGGAUGAAGAUAAAUUAAGAUCAGUCAUUAAAUCAAAAUUAGGCAACCCCAAGACAACAACAGAUAAAGUUUGUAAGUUUUUUAUUGACGCUGUUGAAAAUUGUAAAUAUGGUUGGUUUUGGACUUGUCCCAACGGUGGUGACGCUUGUAAAUAUAAACAUUCCUUACCAGAAGGUUAUAUUUUAAAGACAAAAGAACAGAGAAGAUUGGAAAGAUUGGCACAGGACGCUGAAAAGAAGAUAACUUUGGAGGAAUUUAUUGAAAAUGAAAGACAAAAAUUACCACCAAAAGAAAAACUAACUCCGAUAUCCUGGGAAACUUUUCUUAAGUGGAAAAAGGAACAUAAAUUGAAUAAAUUGAAUAAAAAAACAAACAUCAAUUCUCAGGGCAAGAAAAUAUUAUCCGGUAAGGAUGUGAUAUUACAAAGAUUUGGUGAUAAAUAUGUUGACAAUAAACCGGUUAAUGAUAUAAACAAUCCAUCUUCAACUGAUGAUAAUUCUAAUGAUAAUGAAGAAGUGGAAGAUGUUGAAGAUAAUGCAGAACAUGGAACAGCUUGGGAUUUAUCUGAGUUCCAAAAACAACUCAAAGAAGCAGAAAAAAAUGAAAAUAUUAAGGAUUGGGGUGAUGCUGAAAAUAUUGAGCUUUACUGGAAUUCAGAUAAUCCAAUUUUAAAUAAUGAUAAAGCCACAUCAACAAAGGUUAAUACAGAAGCUGAAUCUAAAGCUACUUGAGAAUUUUUUAAAUUAUAGUUUAUAUAUUAUACAUUAUAUAUCGAUUAAUUUUUAAUAAUAGUUUAUAUUACACGGUUAAAAACUCAAAUCUCCAUUUUUUUUUAUUUUUUUUUAUUGUGUCUUGUUUCAUUUCAUUUUAUUUUACUUUAUGUUAUCUUAUUUUAUUUUAACAACAAACAGAACAAUGAUAAAAAAUUACAGAAAGAAAAAAGUAAAACAUAAAAUUUGGAAGAAAAAGCAGCAUAAAAAGAAAUAAAGUGCUAAAAUUUGUAUAAUUUAUAAUCUAAUAAUUUUGGCCAUCAAUUUUUUUUAUUAUAUCCUCUCUUACAUCUUCAAUUUUAUACCAAAAUUUUA
Molecule: messenger RNA, 1716 nt
Organism: Ascoidea rubescens DSM 1968
Lineage: Eukaryota; Fungi; Ascomycota; Saccharomycetes; Ascoideales; Ascoideaceae
Gene: TMA46
Product: translation machinery-associated protein TMA46
Exons: 1
Biological process (GO): cytoplasmic translation
Cellular component (GO): cytosol
Molecular function (GO): mRNA binding; metal ion binding
Source: RefSeq, a predicted model, not a curated record